GGCGGCAGCAGAGGAGAGAGCGGGAGGAGGGAGGGAACGCAGGAAGAGGGCAACCGAAGGCCGGGCCAGGUGGCUGGACCGGGUGCUGGCUACGCUGCUCUCGGUUCCGACGGCCUCUCUCAUGCGUUGAGGGCGCCCGGCUGGGCCGGGCCGGCGGCCGGAGGGAAGGCUCCUCUCCAUGGUCCAGAAGACCAGCAUGUCCCGGGGCCCUUACCCAUCCUCCCAGGAGAUCCCCAUGGAGGUCUUCGACCCCAGCCCACAGGGCAAAUACAGCAAGAGGAAAGGGCGGUUCAAAAGGUCAGAUGGGAGCACAUCCUCGGAUACAACAUCCAACAGCUUUGUCCGCCAGGGCUCAGCAGAGUCCUACACCAGCCGUCCGUCGGACUCUGACGUGUCUCUGGAGGAGGACCGGGAAGCCUUAAGGAAGGAGGCAGAGCGUCAGGCGUUAGCCCAGCUAGAGAAAGCCAAGACCAAGCCAGUGGCAUUUGCUGUGCGGACAAAUGUCGGCUACAACCCAUCUCCAGGGGAUGAGGUGCCUGUGCAGGGAGUGGCCAUCACCUUCGAGCCUAAGGACUUCCUGCACAUCAAAGAGAAAUACAAUAAUGACUGGUGGAUCGGGCGACUGGUGAAGGAGGGCUGUGAGGUUGGCUUCAUCCCCAGCCCUGUCAAACUGGACAGCCUGCGCCUGCUGCAGGAACAGAAGCUGCGCCAGAACCGCCUCAGCUCCAGCAAAUCAGGUGACAACUCCAGCUCCAGCCUGGGAGACGUGGUGACUGGCACCCGCCGCCCCACGCCCCCUGCCAGUGGUAAUGAAAUGACUAACUUAGCCUUUGAACUAGACCCCCUAGAGUUAGAGGAUGAGGAGGCAGAGCUCGGGGAGCAGAGCGGCUCUGCUAAGACUAGUGUUAGCAGUGUCACUACCCCGCCGCCCCACGGCAAGCGCGUCCCCUUCUUCAAGAAGACAGAACACGUGCCCCCUUAUGAUGUGGUACCUUCCAUGAGGCCCAUUAUCCUGGUGGGACCGUCGCUCAAGGGCUAUGAGGUUACAGAUAUGAUGCAGAAAGCUUUAUUUGACUUCUUGAAGCAUCGGUUUGAUGGCAGGAUCUCCAUUACUCGUGUGACAGCGGACAUUUCCCUGGCUAAGCGAUCAGUCCUUAACAACCCCAGCAAACACAUCAUCAUUGAGCGUUCCAACACACGCUCCAGCCUGGCUGAGGUUCAGAGUGAGAUCGAGCGGAUCUUUGAGCUAGCCCGAACCCUUCAGUUGGUUGCUCUGGACGCUGACACCAUCAACCAUCCAGCCCAGCUCUCCAAGACCUCACUGGCCCCCAUCAUUGUUUACAUCAAGAUCACCUCUCCUAAGGUUCUUCAGAGGCUCAUCAAGUCUCGAGGGAAGUCUCAGUCCAAACACCUCAACGUCCAAAUAGCGGCCUCAGAGAAACUGGCGCAGUGUCCCCCUGAGAUGUUUGACAUCAUCCUGGAUGAGAACCAAUUGGAGGACGCCUGCGAGCACUUGGCAGAGUACUUGGAAGCCUAUUGGAAGGCUACACACCCGCCCAGCAGCACUCCGCCCAAUCCGCUGCUGAACCGCACCAUGGCUACUGCAGCCCUGGCUGCCAGCCCUGCCCCUGUCUCCAACCUCCAGGGACCCUACCUUGCUUCCGGGGACCAGUCGCUGGAACGGGCCACGGGGGAGCACGCCAGUGUGCACGAGUACCCGGGAGAGCUGGGCCAGCCCCCAGGCCUUUACCCCAGCAGCCACCCGCCAGGCCGGGCGGGCACCCUGCGGGCACUGUCCCGCCAAGACACGUUUGAUGCCGACACCCCUGGCAACCGAAACUCUGCCUACACGGAGCUGGGAGACUCGUGUGUGGACAUGGAGACUGACCCCUCCGAGGGGCCAGGGCUUGGAGACCCUGCAGGGGGCAGCACCCCACCAGCUCGACAGGGAUCCUGGGAGGAUGAGGAAGAAGACUAUGAAGAAGAGCUGACCGACAACCGGAACCGCGGCCGGAAUAAGGCCCGCUACUGCGCGGAGGGCGGGGGCCCAGUUCUGGGGCGCAACAAGAACGAGCUGGAGGGUUGGGGGCGGGGUGUCUACAUCCGCUGA
This is a messenger RNA of Budorcas taxicolor (takin), 2110 nucleotides long. RefSeq names its product calcium voltage-gated channel auxiliary subunit beta 1 (gene CACNB1). Gene Ontology annotation, cellular component: voltage-gated calcium channel complex. Bases 179 to 2110 code for a protein of 643 amino acids. Lineage: Eukaryota; Metazoa; Chordata; Mammalia; Artiodactyla; Bovidae. Gene Ontology annotation, biological process: regulation of voltage-gated calcium channel activity; neuromuscular junction development; chemical synaptic transmission. The record is from RefSeq and is a predicted model, not a curated record. Gene Ontology annotation, molecular function: protein binding; high voltage-gated calcium channel activity. The transcript has 14 exons.